AUCGUUUUCUCUGAAAAAAAAUUGUUCACAAAGUUGAUUUGCAUCAUGAAUGAACCCUACUCUGGUUAUACUCAACUUAUCUCCUACUUGAAUGAGCACACAGAAUGGUCAUACCCUGAAUUUUUAAACCUUCACCGCAAUGUUAUUCUUUCCUCACAACCUUUUUCGAGCGAAUGGCAUGUUCUUGACCUCACUUGGACUCGUAGAUUUCUGAAACAAGCAAAAAGACUAAGAUCAGAUGACUAUGAGGCUAUUGAGAAGCAGGUUAUGUACUCUUCCCUUUUUAUAAUAGGGAGCUCCUGUCUAUUGUUGCCUAGAUUAGGAGUAUUGGCUGUCAUUCCAACCCGAGUGAUAGUGAUGGUAAAAAAUCAAUGUACAAACAAAGGUUUGCAGGUAUACUGGGAAGGAAUAAUCUAUGAGCGGAAAAAGAUGGAAGCAAAGCGAGCACAUGUCAUUGGUAGUAUGAAAGUAUACAGCAAAGUUGCAGUACAUAAUGCUGAAUCAUUAUCCGUUGAAGACUAUUCCAAUACCUUUCCUUUGCAAAGUGGACACCAAAAGAACAAAGCAAUCGACGAAGUGGAUGUAAACUCGUCUCGAAAGAAGGCAUGCAUUUCAAGUCAAGAAACGAUCGCAGAUGCAGAGAACAAUCCAUUUUUAGUAUCCGAAUAUGGCGAGGACGAGCUUACUGAAUAUGCAUGUGCACAAGAGGUAUUAGCCGAAGGUAUAAAGUUACCAACCCCUCAUAAACGAGGGAAUGAAAUUGAAGGAAAUGUUUCACGCAAAAAAAAUGUGAAAAGAGCCCCAAACACGAAGAACCUGAGAGCAACAAAUGAUGGUGAAGAGUCUUUCUCUUCUGAUGUAGAGCUUAAAGAUGAUGAAGAAAUAAAGUUUGAUUUUACGGAUAUUGAAAAGGAGUUGCAACGGAAACCGAUCAAUGAGUGGGUAAUUGAUACCAUCAACGUAUCUCAAAGAUUCAGACAAUAUCAGAUAGAUGUGCUUGAGAAGGCGAAGAUUAACGGAUUAAAAUGGAAUGAUUUUUAUGAAAUAUUGGCAUUGUCUUCAGUAAUUGUAUUCAGCUCGUCUUGCCCUUACCCCGCUCCCAUUUUCACCAAUCGAGAAUGGCAAAAAAUUAUACGUGAAAAUCCGUAUGCUGUAACUGAUCCAGUACUACCAACGGAGGUUUUAUCCUCUUUACGAAAUGCGUCUGUUGAUCGUUUAGAAGGAAAGACCAGUUUUUUAUCUAUAUAUGAUUCCGAAAUUGGUCAGGCUGUUUCUAGAAUUUUCAAUGACAUGUAG
Messenger RNA from Acaulospora morrowiae, 1296 nucleotides. The record is from the annotation of a GenBank genome assembly. NCBI's taxonomy places the organism in Eukaryota, Fungi, Glomeromycota, Glomeromycetes, Diversisporales, Acaulosporaceae.